CCUAACUUAUCAUAGUGGGGUUGGCGGUUCGUGCAGGCAUCGGUGUAUUAGAACCGAUGCCGAGUCGAGCACCGGUCGUGAUGGACCAGGGAGUCCUCAGUGGUACAAACUACAAUGCGACCAGUCGCUACCGUAGAUUCACAUCAGACUUUACGCUCUUUGCCCGGCUUCAAGAGCAUCGGCGGUCGCAAUGAUGAUGGGAGGAAGAUGAUCAUUCAUAGCAGUUUUGUCGCCAGCUUGCCGACCAACAUGACCAGCGUCCAGUAUCUUCAACAUCUGGUAAGUGGUAACCGUGCCGGAUCGUUCGGGUUUGAGGAGCUUCAAACCUUCGAGAACAACAGCAGAAGCUAUUCCGAGUUUCAAUAUUCAAACACUUCUUGCGAUUCCAGUGCCCCGUCAAGGACCCCACGCCGCACAGGCCAGUAGUCGCGUGCCGAAUAGGAUGCCCUGACAGGAUACCUAACCACUUCGGGUAUCCUUGGUGUCGUGCAAUCUGUAAUCUGACAAUUUCGCCGCCGUCAUAGAAUUCCAGGACUGAGGCUCGGAAGCGAUGGCGGUGGGGACUGGCCUGGGGCUUCGAUGGAGAUCAGAAG
Messenger RNA from Eremomyces bilateralis CBS 781.70, 593 nucleotides. RefSeq lists its product as uncharacterized. The record is from RefSeq and is a predicted model, not a curated record. Bases 115 to 426 code for a protein of 103 amino acids. NCBI's taxonomy places the organism in Eukaryota, Fungi, Ascomycota, Dothideomycetes, Eremomycetales, Eremomycetaceae. The transcript has a single exon.